Messenger RNA from Seminavis robusta, 2322 nucleotides. NCBI's taxonomy places the organism in Eukaryota, Bacillariophyta, Bacillariophyceae, Naviculales, Naviculaceae. The record is from the annotation of a GenBank genome assembly.
AAGCCACACAAAAUGAAGAUCGGAACGAAGCAGCUGUCCAUCUUCUCACCCGAGAGGAAGAUGAACAUCUACAUGUACUGAGCAUCAUCAGCGUCUGGUGAAGAAGAUUAGACAAGGCGAGGACCAGUUUCAACCCCAGAUUGAGUGGAUAUGAUCUCUUUCCGAUCCUUCCUUUUGCUGCUGCUUGCGGGACAAUGCAUUUUCUCGGAUGGUCUACCCUGGGGAAGUCUCCUGCAGACCACCUACUCAAGUCAACGCUACCAAAGAUCCUCCAAGCCUCUUUUCCUGGCAAGAUUCGGUGCUCAGGCAUCGUUGGUUUGGAAUGGCACUACGAUCCUCGAUCACAACGUUACUGGUGGGGCUUUCGUGGCGGACAAAGGCAAUGACAGCGACUUCGAAGACACCAAUGACGACAGCGACUUCGAAGACGCCAAUUGCAGCGACGGCGGGGAAUGCAGCAGCGACAAUGAAAGUGUUGAUGAGACUACAGCUAUCAGCAGUGAUUUGAGAAUCCUGAAGGAUAGACUCAAACAGGCAGUCACAGAACAGCUUCGAUCUAUUCCUUCUCUGAGGGAAUUCCUGGACAGCCCAGAAGAAGAAAGUUCUACCACAGCAGACUCCUCCUCCAUUGCCAACGACGACGACGACAAUACAGAGUGGAGCUUUCUUUCCCGAGUGUUUUUCACCACCAAAAACAGCAAAUUGGCAAAUACUCUCACGGAACAGAUCCAAGCCUUCAAGGAACGAAAUUCCGUCAACUCUACUUUUGAUUUUGUAGGAGCUGUAAGUCCUCGCUGUUGUCGUCGCUGUUGUGUCAACCAGAGGGUAUCAUUGAUACACCGUGGGGGCCACUCAGAGGCUGCUAGUCUUGUUGCACCCCUGAGCGGUUGGGAUAUGCUGGCACGGAAUAUCGCCCUGACAGCGGGAAAGAUUGUCCUCUUCCAAUGUCUUGUCUCCUUUUUGGCGAUGCGCGAGAUGCAUUGGGUUGAGCAGUUUGCAGAUCGAAUUUUGAGCAAAGAAACUGCCACGGCUGUCAAGACCAUCCGUACCAUACUCACCAACAUGGAAGAUCACGGUGUCGUAGACGUCUUUUCCAAGUAUUCCUCACAAGACGUGGCGGCAGCUCUCUAUUGCCUCUACCGUUUGCAACGAGCCACCAAACGAUACGAAACUCUACUCGACCUGCAGGAGCCCGAUCGCCACCCGGAAGACCUGCUGCAUGUUUUGGAAGAUCUGUCUCAUUAUGUAGUCUAUGCGAACGCUGCCUAUGGAUGGAAAAUGGAUCUCGCCUUUAAGCGAAAACUUCAUCUUGGAGAUGAACAAGCCCUCAUGAAAAAGACUGGGAUACAACAGGAAGAUAUCCUAAAGCUAAGCUUGAAGUCCAAAGCUCAUGUUCCGGCAUACUUCUUGGUGCGAGAUCGUCGUCAAAAGGCACUGGUUCUGGGUGUCCGCGGGACUUGGUCGGCCGCAGAUGUCUUGACCGAUCUAUGUUGCACAGCAGAAGAAUAUAAAGGGCCAUCUGAUGAUGGUAGUAGAGGUGAUGAUGGUGAAUCUACACGACAACAAUACCGAGCCCAUCAUGGCAUGUUAGAGGCCGCCAUGGCGGUUGCAAUUGACAUGGAAGACAUGAUUGAAGAGGAGUUAAGGGCCAACCCUGACUACUCAUUAGUGCUAGUCGGGCAUUCCAUGGGGGCUGGUGUAGCCUCAUUGUUAGCGACGUUUUGGGAAGAAAAGUUCCCCAACAUGAAAACGUAUCUGUUCGGCGGUCCCUGUGUUGCUCCGCUGGACUGUCAUCCAACCAACAAUCCUUCCAUCAUCAAUGUCAUCAGGGAAGGAGAUCCUUUCCGCUGUCUGAGUUUGGGGCAUGUUGCUGAUGUGUCCGCUGUCGUGUCUCUUUUGUGCGAAGAACCUGACUUGCGACGAGAUAUUCUGGCGCGGGCAGAGGGACGUAUCGACGAGAUGGAGUAUGAAGAUCUAAAAUUUUGCUGGGAGACAACGGAAGACUUGCGAGAGAACGUCAUGACAAACCCGAACAAAAUGUAUCCGCCAGGACGGAUUUUUCACCUGAAGAAGCAAUCUAAGAAAGAUUCAGAUAACUUUGAUGAUUCUGAUACGGAAGACGACAACAUACGCUGGGCAAAAUCAGGUGAUUCACACAACGUUCUCAUACACGAAGUGGGACCACAGUUCUUUUCUGAGCUCCUAAUCCGUCCUCGAAUGUUCGAUAUUUCGAGGCACCUUCCGUCGUUGUACGAAGACAUGCUCAGAGAUGUCACCGAAAUCGAGAGACUUCGCAGCGCAGAAAUAGAUUCAAAUCGAUGA